AUGUCUCUUGCCAGAGUUUCUUUCAGAGCUGCACGUCAAUCGACUAUCGGAUUGCGAGCAUUCCAACCAUGUGCUGUCCGUCUGCAAUCUUCUCAAGUUGAACCAAAGGCUAAGGCUAACUCCAUCAUCGACGCUCUUCCAGGUAACAACAUUUUGUCCAAGACUGGAAUCGUUGCCACAUCUGUUGCUGGUGCCGUUUAUGCCAUCUCCAACGAACUGUAUGUCGUCAAUGAGGAGUCAAUUCUGCUUUUGACUUUCGCCGGAACUGUAGGUGUCGUAGCCAAGGUCCUAGGCCCACUUUACAAUGAAUGGGCUUCCUCCACUAUCCAGAACAUCACCGACAUUUUGAAUAGCUCCAGAACUAAGCAUGUUGAGGCUGUCAAGGGUAGAAUCGACCAGGUUGGUAACUUGAAAGACAUUGUCUCUACUACCAAGGCCCUUUUCGAGUUGUCCAAGGAGACUGCUCAAUUAGAGGCCGAGGCUUUCGCAUUGAAGCAACAAGUUGACAUUGCUGCUGAGGCCAAAUCUGUUUUGGACUCUUGGGUCAGAUACGAAUCACAGGUUAGACAAUUGGAGCAACAGCAGUUGGCUUCCUCUGUCAUUUCUAAGGUCCAGGAGCAAUUGAAGGACCCUAAGUUCCAACAGAAGGUCCUGCUACAGUCUCUUGAACAGGUUGAGCAGGUCUUUGCAAAGAAAUAG
Messenger RNA from Komagataella phaffii GS115, 699 nucleotides. Its product is annotated as Subunit b of the stator stalk of mitochondrial F1F0 ATP synthase. Gene Ontology annotation, molecular function: proton transmembrane transporter activity. Lineage: Eukaryota; Fungi; Ascomycota; Pichiomycetes; Pichiales; Pichiaceae. Gene Ontology annotation, biological process: proton motive force-driven ATP synthesis. The record is from RefSeq and is a predicted model, not a curated record. Bases 1 to 699 code for a protein of 232 amino acids. The transcript has a single exon.